Olea europaea var. sylvestris is the source of this 930-nucleotide messenger RNA. RefSeq lists its product as uncharacterized. The transcript has 2 exons. The record is from RefSeq and is a predicted model, not a curated record. Bases 112 to 687 code for a protein of 191 amino acids. Gene Ontology annotation, molecular function: protein binding. NCBI's taxonomy places the organism in Eukaryota, Viridiplantae, Streptophyta, Magnoliopsida, Lamiales, Oleaceae.
CCACCUUUCUUAUUCCAUUCUUACCCUACUUUUUUUAUCUUAAACUCUCUCUAUCUCCAUUUUUGAAUGCAUAUAAUUUAAGUAAGUUAAUUUAAGUUAGUGGAUGUAGAAAUGGCAGCUCCAAAUAUGGCUGCAAUAACUGCAUCCUUAGAGAAAUCUCUUCAAAACUGUUCUCUAAGCCACCAAGAAAGCAGCACCCCUGGCGGCGGCGGCGGGGUGGUUGAUGGAGCGGGGCUUGGCCACUCAGCCACUUCAACUUCACCGGAAAAUCAUCAUUUGGAUGCCGCUUUAGAACUCAAUUCCCAAAUCACACUCCCUUUCCAUUGGGAACAAUGCCUAGAUUUGAAGACUGGUGAAAUAUACUACAUAAAUUGGAGAACGGGAAUGAGAGUGACCGAGGAUCCGAGGACCACCGUCGAGUGCCAUGGGGAUUUAUACUCUGAAGACGAUUGCAGCUCGUAUGACAGUGAGGAAUCAUCAUCCGAGCCUUCACAUUCAUCAAAACGGAAUCAUAAUCAAGAUUAUAAUGAUCAUCAAAGCAAUGAACAAGAGAAUCUGAAUGUGCUUGUCGUGGCUGGGUGCAAACGGUGUUUAAUGUACCACAUGGUUCCUAAACAGCUCCAAGAUUGCCCCAAAUGUUGCGGUCAACUUAUCUACUUCGAUCGAUCCGAAAAUGGCUCUCCAUAAAUCAUUUUUAAUUAUCCUUCCUUUUCUGACAUGUUUGAUAACAUGGAUUAGACAUUACUCGAUAGUUUGUUCAUCGAACUAUCGAGUGGAGUCUAAUAUUGUACACGAACAUGCUUUUAUGUUUGCGCUUUUCUCUUAUUUUUUUUGAAUGGAGUGUUAAGAAUGUGGAUUUGGAUGUAGAACCAGACCAAAGGGCUACUAUUCUUAUUGCUAAAUUUAAGAUUAUGUUAAGAUUUUGUGGUG